Manduca sexta (tobacco hornworm) is the source of this 2352-nucleotide messenger RNA. Its product is annotated as carboxypeptidase A4-like. Gene Ontology annotation, molecular function: zinc ion binding; metallocarboxypeptidase activity. NCBI's taxonomy places the organism in Eukaryota, Metazoa, Arthropoda, Insecta, Lepidoptera, Sphingidae. Gene Ontology annotation, biological process: proteolysis. The record is from RefSeq and is a predicted model, not a curated record.
UACAAAUCAAUCUCUGUUAUAUUGUGUAUUAUUUUUAUUAAAUAUUGGUCGUUGGUUACCUAGUAGGAAAAGUAAUAUCUAUUCGCUAUAAUUUCUACAAAUUUUAUAUUCGUUAUCUAAAUUCGUUGCCGUAAUAUUUGCAAUUAUACGUAUAUGGAAAAUUAUUUAUUUGCCAAAGAGGUAGUCAUCAUUAAGACUUUCUAGAAGUGUUGUAAAGAGGAAAAUAAAGAUUUGUAACAGUUUUUUUUUGGAUUAUAGUGUUAUCACUGUUAUACUUGAUGCAGUCUGUCAUGGAUGAACACGCGGGUGUUGCGCAGCCGACGUGCAGUGCAGGCUGACCUAGUGAUUGCUGGCGUGUUGAAAGCGAAUCGUCGCAUAAUGACAGUGGCAGAGAAGGUGGUCCGGGGCCAGCAACGACUGCAGGACGUAUAGUGCGCGCGCACCUCGCCAUGCGCACACGUACGUCUGAUGGCACGGCGCUUGACGCUGAUUCUGUUGCUGGCGUGCGCGGCGGCUCUUCGCCGGCCGCCAACCAAAACGGAAAACUUUUACGAUUCCGAUUCAGAAGACUCAUAUUCUUUAUGGGAAGAAUACGACGAAUAUUAUGAAGCCACUCGACCCCCGCGACGCACAACGACAACCAGUGCUAAAGUGAUACUUAGAGGCAAACGCCCGGAAGUGAAUGUGACUAUGAAGAAAGAUAAAAGUGAUGACAACAAAGUAAUCAAAACUACGAACAUUAAUAUCCAAAGCCAUACAAACUUUAUAGUGACAAAACCGCCAGUGAACAAAUAUGAGGCAACUAGAUCUCCUGUUGUACAAAUUGGAGAUCAGUAUGUUUUAGUGGAAGGUACGGGGAUGCAUAGCGUGACGAAGUUGAGCACCCGAAAACCAACUACACCUCGCUUGCCUACAACGCGUCGUCCCUCAUCAACCCGUCGACCUAGCACCACGACGCGACGUUCUUCACAUCGAACCACCCGGCGCACAUUUAAAACCACGAAAGCGCCAAAUACAAAAAAAACUACAUGCCCGCCAAAAAAUUCUGGUUGGUUGAAUGCAUUUUUCCAAGAAACUAAAGUAAAGAAAUCACCUAAAAAGCCGGAAAAGUCAGGUUGGUUUAUAGGAAUUUUCACUAACAUAUACGACUGGAUAGUGGGAUCUAAGUCUUCUUGGUUCUCAACUGGGACCUGGUUUCAAGAUACGCCAAAACCAAAAAAACCUACUCCGAUUGUCCCUACAUCUACAACAAUAUCGCCUUCCACAGGGACUACGAGCAGUUGGUUUCAUUCCUUUAUACAAUCAGAGGACAGUGAUGCUUCCUUCACCGCUACCGACACCACUACAAGUAAAAAGUCAUCAAAGAAAUCGCUUAAGAAAAAUUAUAAAGGCUACCAACUACUCAGAACUUACCCAGAUAUUAAGUGGAAGGUCCAGGAGUUAGUAGAUUUGCAAGAAGAAGCACAGGGUUCCGGGCUGAUGUGGUGGACCCCACCGUCGCUGAACGGAACUACGGAUUUAUUGGUACCACCAGAUUUACUGGUGGAUGUCAAAGAUCACUUGAAAUCAUCUAAAAUUGUGUUUGAUGUUGUAAUUUGGGAUCUACAGAAAGCUAUUACAUAUGAAAAUCCUCGCUUAUCAAAGAAACAAAGAAUAGAGUUGGAAAAAAUACGAGGCCAUCCGAUGACUUGGCGACGCUAUCAUCGUUAUGCUGACAUUCUUCGAUAUUUGGAUUAUCUACAACAUUCGUAUCCUGAUUUAGUAGAAUUGGUGCGACUUGGACUAUCUUCAGAGGGCCUACCGUUAGUCGCCGUAAAGAUUUCUUUACCGGCAAACGAAACCUUUACCAAAGAUUUAAAUGUCAAAGUACACAAGAAGAAAUGGAAAUUACGGUCAAAAAUGAAGCCCGCAAUAUGGCUCGACGGUGGAGCGCAUGCACGCGAGUGGAUCGCGCCUGCUGUUGCGACGUGGAUGAUUCACAUGCUUGUGGAAGGCGAAAAAGGCUUAGAUGCGGAAUUAGAAGUGCUAAAGCAGGCUGAUUUCUACAUAAUGCCAGUGCUAAACCCCGACGGUUACGAGCACUCGCACACGCAUGAUCGGCUCUGGAGGAAAACUCGCUCUCGCCCACCAGACCAGACUGAUGACUACUACUUUGUGGGAUGGUUUCCAUGGAACUGGGGUCAGACUGAGUGUGUUGGGGUGGACGCGGAUCGCAACUGGGACUAUCAUUGGGGCGAAGAAGAUUCAUCCCGCGAUCCUUGUUCCGACAACUUCGCAGGACCACAUCCCUUCAGCGAACCGGAGACACGAGCGGUGUCCGAAUUCCUCACAGAACACAGAGGACAAAUUAAG